Messenger RNA from Candidula unifasciata, 1029 nucleotides. The record is from the annotation of a GenBank genome assembly. NCBI's taxonomy places the organism in Eukaryota, Metazoa, Mollusca, Gastropoda, Stylommatophora, Geomitridae.
AUGACAGCCUCAGCAUUUCCACUGAGAAAACUUCUGUGUGGGAGAUUUUGUAUACGGAAGUCAGAAUUGUUUUCUUCCUGCUCUUUCAGCCUACAGAGACAUCAACGAAAGGUUAUCAUCAUAAAUGUUUGUCCUAAGCAAAGUUACACUCGCCUCUUCAGCUCCCAGCCUUUUUCUAAAACAGAUGUAACAGUUUUUCAUAGAGAAGGACUUCCAGUCAUUGCCUUAACCCUGCCUUCGAAACAAGCCACUUGUGAGUUCCUGCUGAAGCCUCUGACUCAGAAUGUGGGUGAUCUUGCAAGGUUUAUCAAAGAGGAGGAUGGUGGGAUUGACACAGUUAGUUUCUUUACAAAAGAUGGUAGCAGAAUUGCAAAAUCCACCUCCAUUGAUGUUCUGCUGAGAUCUGAAUUUGAUAUUGACAUUAACGGCCACAACUAUCAUGUCAGCCCUCCAGCGUUAACCCCAGUAUCAAGUGAGGAUGCCUUGAACAUGACUGAUGUCAAAUUGUUGGUUAGCCAGUUGUACUCCACUAUUCACCUGGAGAACUACCAGCUAGAGAAGGAGAAGGAGCUGCAGAAAAUGCUGGAGGACUUGAAAACACAGAUUGCCCCACUAGAGGAAAAAACUCAACAGCUGUCUGGCAAAGCAGACGUGACCACCAACCGUUUGUUGUGGCUGGGUAUGGGUGCCAUGGGCUUCCAGUUUGGCAUCCUGGCAAGGCUGACCUGGUGGGAUUACUCAUGGGACGUCAUGGAACCCAUCACGUACUUCGUAACGUACGGCACAAGCUUGGCCAUGUUUGCUUACUUCCUGCUCACAAAACAGGAAUAUGUCUACCCAAAUGUGAGAGACCGGCAGUUUCUGAUGCACUUCUAUAAGCUGGCCCAGAAGGAGAAGUUUGAUGUGGACAGGUACAAUCAGCUGCUGGAAGAUAUUGCCGAAAUUGAGAGUGAUCUUCAGAGACUCCGACAUCCAUUGAAACUCCACCUGCCAAUCAGAGAAAUAGAAAAAGUGUCAAAGAAAGAAUAA